AGUACGCAUCAUCGCGUCUGAUUCGUGUUUAGUAUGCUGUUUAUACCGGUGUGCGCUCAAAUUUUUGCAGCAACCAAGCACUUUUUCUGGUCAUGCUUGCUCGACGUUUCUGCCGCGCGACUACUAAUAUACCCCAGGUCUGCCCUUCUGCUUCACUUGCCAGAUUCUCUUCAUCUUCCCGACCUUCAGCACCAGCUCUUACGUUAGCGCUCAGGCCUGCAACAAAGCGAAUUCCUCAGCUUUCGAACCGCAGCUGUUUCGCAACAAUGGCCACUAACGUGCCCUACGUCACCCUUAACGAUGGCAACAAGAUGCCCCAGGUCGGCUUUGGAUUGUGGAAGGUUGACAACGCUACCUGCGCGGAUACCGUAUACAAUGCCAUCAAGACUGGAUACAGGUUGUUCGAUGGAGCAUGCGACUACGGCAACGAGAAGGAAGCGGGAGAGGGUGUUGCACGCGCCAUCAAGGAAGGUCUUGUGAAGCGCGAGGAUCUAUUCAUUGUUUCCAAGCUCUGGCAGUCUUUCCACGACUACGAUCAGGUUGAGCCCAUCACAAGGAAGCAGCUUGCUGACUGGGGCAUUGACUACUUUGAUCUGUGGGUGAUUCACUUCCCUGUAGCCCUCAAGUACGUCGAUCCUGAAACUCGCUACCCUCCCGGUUGGUACAACGACGAUGCCAGCACCAAGAUUGUGCACAGCAACGCAAGACUGGAAGAUACAUGGAGGGCGAUGGAGGACGUCCAGAAGAAGGGCCUGGCAAAGAGUAUCGGUGUCUCAAACUACAACGGUGCUCUGCUGCUCGACAUGUUCACAUACGCAAAGGUCAAGCCCGCAACACUUCAGAUCGAGCACCACCCAUACUACGUCCAGCCCAACCUACUCAAGCUUGCUGAGCAGCACAACAUCGCCGUCACCGCGUACUCAUCCUUUGGACCUCAAUCUUUCAUUGAAUGCGAUAUGAAGGUUGCCGCAGACACACCUCUGCUGUUCGAUCACCAAGUAAUCACGAAGAUCGCGGAGGCACACGGCAAGACACCCGCACAGGUUCUUCUGCGUUGGUCAACACAGCGCGGCCUGUCCGUCAUCCCCAAAAGCAACUCGCAGCACCGCCUGCAGCAGAACUUGGACGUCACAAGCUUUGAUCUGAAGGCAGAUGAGAUCCAGUCGAUCUCUGAUUUGGACAAGAACCUGAAGUUCAACGUCCCGACAAACUACGGCAUCCCCUGCUAUGUCUUCGCAUAAGCGGAAGACGUCGGCGGAACGUUUGACAUACGGACCGAAGAGUAUUGCCGGGCCCGUGCCGGAUAAGAAAUCACAUAUUGUAGAGAUUUUCGAACGGCCUGACAACACUGGGUGCUUCGAUGUGGCCCUGUCGCAAGCAAGUCCUGUAGAGAUAAUGUGAGAGGAUUCAGUCAGACCCGUGUACCCACUGAAGACACCAUAGCACAAUCAACGAAGUCCACAAAUUUCCGACCUGCC
Molecule: messenger RNA, 1478 nt
Organism: Didymella exigua CBS 183.55
Lineage: Eukaryota; Fungi; Ascomycota; Dothideomycetes; Pleosporales; Didymellaceae
Product: NADPH-dependent D-xylose reductase II,III
Exons: 4
Coding region: 267-1241 (324 amino acids)
Biological process (GO): D-xylose catabolic process
Cellular component (GO): cytosol
Molecular function (GO): D-xylose reductase (NADPH) activity
Source: RefSeq, a predicted model, not a curated record